Messenger RNA from Suricata suricatta (meerkat), 1541 nucleotides. RefSeq names its product FKBP prolyl isomerase 6 (gene FKBP6). Lineage: Eukaryota; Metazoa; Chordata; Mammalia; Carnivora; Herpestidae. The coding region runs from base 59 to 1042 and encodes 327 amino acids. Gene Ontology annotation, molecular function: peptidyl-prolyl cis-trans isomerase activity; protein binding. The transcript has 9 exons. The record is from RefSeq and is a predicted model, not a curated record.
GGUGGAGAUCUAGGGGCUGAGGGUUCGUGUGCGCCGGCACGGGCACGGCCACGUGGCAAUGGGGGACAGCGCGUGGAACCCGGGAGCCCUGCAAGGGGACAACGCUUCCGGCCAGUCUCUGUACCAGAGGUUAAGUCGGAGGAUGCUGGACAUUUCCGGGGACCGGGGCGUGCUGAAGGACAUCAUCCGAGAGGGUGCUGGAGAUCUGGUGACACCCGAUGCUUCUGUGCUAGUGAAAUAUUCCGGAUAUCUGGAGCACAUGGACAAGCCUUUUGAUUCGAAUUGCUUUAGGAAAACUCUUCGCUUGAUGAAACUCGGAGAGGAUAUUACACUUUGGGGCAUGGAGUUGGGUCUCCUGAGCAUGCGGAGAGGAGAGCUGGCCAGAUUUCUGUUCAAACCAGCCUAUGCCUACGGAAUGCUGGGCUGCCCGCCCUUGAUUCCCCCAAACACCACUGUCCUGUUUGAGAUUGAGCUGCUUGACUUCCUGGAUUCUGCUGAGUCAGACAAGUUUUGUGCCCUUUCAGCUGAGCAACAAGAUCAGUUUCCGCUUCAGAAGGUCCUCAAAGUGGCAGCUACUGAACGGGAGUUUGGCAACUACCUUUUCCGCCAGAAUCGUUUCUAUGAUGCCAAAGUGAGGUAUAAACGGGCCUUGCUGCUGCUGCAUCGGCGAUCAGCGCCCCCUGAAGAGCAGCACCUGGUGGAAGCAGCCAAGCUUCUUGUCCUCCUUAACUUGUCCUUUACAUACCUGAAGCUGGAGCGGCCCGCCACCGCCCUGCGCUACGGAGAACAGGCUCUGAUCAUUGACCAGAAGAACGCCAAGGCCCUCUUCCGGUGCGGACAGGCCUGUCUUAUCAUGACUGAGUAUCAGAAGGCUCGAGAUUUUCUAGUCCGAGCCCAGAAGGAACAGCCCUUCAAUCAUGACAUCAAUAACGAGCUGAAGAAACUGGCCAGCUAUUACAGGGACUACACAGAUAAAGAGAAAGAAAUGUGUCACCGCAUGUUCGCGCCCUAUGAUAAUGGCUCUACAGUAGGAGAAAAUUGAAGGUUCUCCGACUAAACCGCAAACAAGAGGAGCCAGGCCGCUGGAGCCCUCCGUGGUCGUCGCUGGGGGCGGGGGGCUUUCGGGAAACAACUGCCCAGCGCAGAUGGUGUUGCAGGGACCUGCGUGGAAGUCGGGGCUGGAAUUCCACAGCGCUGGGCCAUUGCCUCAUCUCUGCCUGGCGCUGCCGAAGUGUGUUUUCACAGGUGCUGUUUUCUGUUUCACGUUUUCAUACGCAGAGGAGGAAAAGUGCAGCUACUGACAAGUAGAAAAAUGCUAUUUUUUUUAAGGCCGUUUCUUUUUUCUUUUUCUUUUUUUUUUUUAAUGGAAUUAGUCCUUGGCUUUAUUCCCAGUCCCAGCCCCCCUUCUGGCUGUUAAUAUCCCCGGGUAAAUACAGAUAGGGAUUGCUUUGCGUACUUUAUGGGGUUUUCUGUUUUAGAGAGAGAAUUAUGUUACAUGUGUUUUCGUUGUAAAUAAACAUAACCUUUCCCUGUCCCUGCAA